AUGGCACAAGAGGCAACCAGAAAGCACAUUUUACGUACGAUGACGACGAAGCAGGAAGCUCAACAGACAUGGGGCAGAAUGAAACGGUGGAAGUCUGGAAGAGGUUCCCCUGCUGGAAAAUUGAAAAUACAGAAGCAAGAACGUCUUGAGAUGGAUAAAUAUGGCAUUUCUUUUCCAUAUUCUGGCAGGCAGCACUGCAGGCCAGGUCAUAAACAAUUCAAUCCAGAUAUAUGCACUGAUCUCAUUCUCACCUAUCUAGGGAAGAGGUCGAAAAGCUCAACCAUCUCAACCAACUUCUCAUAG
Dovyalis caffra is the source of this 303-nucleotide messenger RNA. The record is from the annotation of a GenBank genome assembly. NCBI's taxonomy places the organism in Eukaryota, Viridiplantae, Streptophyta, Magnoliopsida, Malpighiales, Salicaceae.